AUGGGUCCUGGUGUGGGAAAACGGGUCCUGCGAGAGACUCGUUUCACACCGCUUGGCGGUGCCAGACCUGGCUGCAGGGCACUGAGAGCGACUCCUGGCCGUGCUGCAGUGACACCCGCUCAGCGCAGUGCCACAUGCCGCGGUGCUUGCUGCGAUGCUUGGCAUGGUGCAUGCCGUGGUGCAUGCCACAGUGCUUGCUGCCAUGCAUGCUGCAGUGCAUGUUGUGGUGCUUGCUGCAGUGCACGCCACAGUGCUUGCUGCGGUGCAUGCCAUGGUGUGUGCCAUGGUGCAUGUUGCCGUGCAUGCUGUAGUGCAUGCUGUGGUGCUUGCUGCUGCAGUGUGUGCCAUUGUGCAUGCCACAGUGCGUGCUGCAGUGCACACUGUGAUGCUUGCUGUGGUGCAUGCCACGGUGCUUGCUGCCAUGCAUGUUGUGGUGCAUGCUGUUGUGCAUGCUGCGGUGCGUGCCAUGGUGCAUGCCAUGGUGCAUGCCAUGGUGUGUGCUGCAGUGCACUGUGUGAUGCAUACCACUGCGCAUGCUGCACAGCAUGCCAUGGUGCGUGGCGCUGUGUGCGCCAUGGUGCAUGUCGCGGUGCAUGUCACGGUGCAUGCUGUGGUGCAUGCCAUGCUGCUGCGCACGGUGGCACUGCUCGACUGCCCGACGCCCUCUUCUCUCCCGCCAGCUCACCCAAAGCGGGCGCCCGGGUGUCCCCAGCGAGAGCGCUGGGCGUCCCUGGGCUGUGGGGCCAAG
Molecule: messenger RNA, 748 nt
Organism: Struthio camelus australis
Lineage: Eukaryota; Metazoa; Chordata; Aves; Struthioniformes; Struthionidae
Source: RefSeq, a predicted model, not a curated record